GGCGGGCGGACGGAACCGCUCCUCUUCCUCUUCCUCUUCCUUUUUCCCCUUCCCCGGUAGCGGGGGGGGGGGAACUGGCCCGCCCGCCGGGUCACCCCCAUGGCGGUGCUGGUGCGGACGGUGGGGCGAGCCCUGCUGGGCCGGACCGCUCCCCUGGUCCGGACCGAACGCAGCAUUAACAGCGGCGGGGCCCGCUGGGGGCCGGUGCGGCCCGGCCUCCCCGUGCCCUUCUCCUCACCCUUGGCAGGGCUGACGCGAGCCUUCCGCAUCAAGGAACCCCCAAAGCGUAAGGAGGUGGAUCGGUGGACGGAAAAACGGGCCUUGUUCGGGGUCUACGAUAACGUGGGGAUCCUGGGCGGCUUCCAGCUCCACCCGAAGAACCUCAUCGUGGGGCCCAAGUGGCUGCAAGGGUGGAAGGGAAACGAGUUGCAGAGGUGCAUCCGCAAGAAGCAGAUGGUGGGAGAUCGGAUGUUUGUAGAGGACUACCACAAACUCAGCAAGAGGAUCCGAUACUUGUACAGGCGCUUCAAUCGUACCGGGAAGCACCGCUAGGAACAACCGUGGGUUCAGCACGUGGAGCGUGGUUUUGCGGCAUCGCGGUCAGAAUAAAGCCGGCUUUCACACAGUUGGGUUCCCAGUGCUUUCUGCAACCUUCACGGUGCGUUUCUGGCCCAGUCCCAAAGUCCUGCUGCCGCUCCAGGCCCGAGCUCCUCUGUGCAAGUUCUGCAUGCUCAAUCAUUUCUGACACACUUCUCGCAGACGUCUGUUACAGUCUGCAUCCCAGAACUUGACCUGAGAGUCCUCUAUUUUUUGGCCAGGCUUCUAGCAUCCUUUCGGUUGCUGUGAGCCCCAGGUCCUCGUGUCCUGCUUGACAAUUUCAGUAUGCUCCAGCUUAGAUUUUUGCUCAUAGCCAAAUUUUCAAGUUAGUGCUAAGAGUGCCUGCUAAUAUGUCUUCCUGCUCACUGCUUGCCUCCUUGCCCUCCAUUUAUCUGUGAUUAAUAUUAAACCGUGAACGAUCCAAGCAUUAGUUGAAAUGCAUCAAAAUGUGUCUUAAGAACAGGAUUUGUCUCUGUUUCACGCUGAUGAUGACAUAACCCCGCACUAAUGACACCUACUCACCAAGCGGCCUUUUCCUCUUAAUUUACUCAGGAUUUGCAAAAGUUGUUCAGGCACUUAACUGUUUCAAAAAACUCUAGCUUCUAGUUUUCUAUAACUGUUACCAGUUCCUUUAGGGGAGAAGUUACAGUAAGUCAAAGACUGUUGUAUACUUCAGAAAAAUCUGUACGAUGAGCAGGUAUUUGCCUCUCUCUUCUCCUUUAGUUGUUAAUUUGGCUGCUAGGUAAUUGGGGAGUUACCUGCUGACUUGAUGUAUUUUGUUACACAGCAAUGCUACUCCUGUCUUUUAAAAGUACUUGGCUGGAAGCGGCAGGGAAUGGAAAGAACUCCUUUGAGGUCUAAGCCGUAGGAAGGUGAAGCCAAAGCCUCUGUUCAGGCAGCUGAAGUCCAUGUUCUCAGAGCAGGGUGGCAGACCUGUGGGACUCUUUGCCAGAAGUUGUUCUGGCUUCAAGAAAUGUCCACGGAUCCAAGUGGAGACUGAGCAAGCACCUGGAAGAGAGCAGCUAGGGGUUAUUACAUAUGUAAACCACAGGUGUAGUAAAUCCUUAGCUGAAAGUAUAUCAGUGACUGGAAAAGCAUCAGAGAAAAGCAUCACGUAGCCUUUGUCGCCUCUCAGUCCUUAAGCACCGACUUGGCAAGGGCUCUGUGGACCGGUAGUUCCACAAGCUCCAUCCUCCGUGAUUCGCAAUUGUUAUUGGAACGGUCUUCGCGCUGCGGCGGGAAGGUCGCCAAGCUACAGAAGCUUCUUCUCAGCUUGUCUGAAGGCACAGCUUAAAAACCUUCAGUUCUGCUGAGGCUAGUGCUAGGCUGCUCCUUAACCCCCAGUAGUCCUAUCUGCAAAUCCCCUGGUUGUAGUCACAACCCUGUUUUAAGUUUUCACCUUCCUUG
Messenger RNA from Haliaeetus leucocephalus (bald eagle), 2004 nucleotides. It is a transcript of the gene MRPL51, whose product is annotated as mitochondrial ribosomal protein L51. Gene Ontology annotation, biological process: translation. Gene Ontology annotation, cellular component: mitochondrial large ribosomal subunit. Gene Ontology annotation, molecular function: structural constituent of ribosome. The record is from RefSeq and is a predicted model, not a curated record. The coding region runs from base 100 to 552 and encodes 150 amino acids. NCBI's taxonomy places the organism in Eukaryota, Metazoa, Chordata, Aves, Accipitriformes, Accipitridae. The transcript is spliced from 2 exons.